CAGUGAGGUUAAUUUUUUCUUUUUUUUUUGUUAUACAAUUAAAAAAGGCUUUCUAUAUUUGAAAGAAUUUAACAAUUUUUUUUUUCAAAAAUAAAAACAUUACCAAAUAGCUCAGAUCACUUCAUAAAUCACAUACUAUAGCAGUCUCCAAUUCAAACUCAACCUUACAGUAACUAACUAGCAUCAAUAUUUCCGAUUUUCCAUGUGGUUUUGUCCCAUAUUAUAUAACUGAAAUUCAAACGUUGCUAAGUGCAACUCUCACUUUUAUCUUUCUUUACCUUUUGUCUUAUUCUAUCAUUCAUCAUGAAACUGCAGAAUCUCUCAUCAUUGCUAUCAACACCAAUAUUCUUUGGAAUACCAUUAUGGGUUUUGCUUGUAUCUUCCAUUGCAGCAUUCAUUCUUACAGUAUGUAUAAUCAUAUGCAUCUGCUGCAUACACUAUCAUCCUCGUCGUCGAGAAUCCUACCAAGCACGUUUCUCUUUAUCCAAAUCAGAUGUCUGCAGGCGCCUCAGUAGUGUUCUUCAUAGAUCUUCAUCCCUUGACAAAUAUAGAUCAUUGUUGCUUUCAUCAGCAUCAUGCAACUUUUCAGAACUUGAGAAGAACUCUGAGUAUUUAUCAACUGAAGAUGAUCUUGAUGGUCAUGAUGGUGCUGAGUUACUCCAAUCUGACUCACCAGAGUUCAAAGGAGUUAUGUGUCAGCACUUUCAGGUAGAGGAGUUAGAGGAUGCUACAAAUGGAUUUGCUGAAAGAAAUGUGAUUGAAAGUGGGGACAAUGGAACAGUUUAUAGAGGUCUGUUAGCUACUAAUAUGAAGGUGGUUGUGAAGAAGCUACCUUGUCACAGUUGCCAACCUGAGGAGUCUUUUGCUUCACAAGUGGAGUUAACUGCACGUGCCAAGCACAAGAGGCUUGUGAAAUUGAUAGGAUACUCUACUAAUAGAACUUGCAGGCUGUUAGUAUCUGAAUAUAUAGAUAAUGGAAAUCUGCAUAAAUGGCUUCAUGAAUUUCAAGGAUCACUGAGCCCUCUAACAUGGUCUAUCAGAUUGCACAUUCUACAAGCUGUUGCAAAUGGAAUUGCAUACCUUCAUGAGGAAGUUGAACCAAAGAUUAUCCAUGGCAGCAUAAAAUCUAAGAAUAUAUUACUUGACCAACAAUGGAAUCCUAAGAUCUCUGAUUUUGGCCUUUUUAAGCUUCAAAGUUCUAACUCUAGUCACUCUAUGAGUAACUUCACUGAGAGUAAUGACAUUUAUGAUUUCGGAAUACUUAUAAUGGAGAUUAUAUCAGGAAGGAUUCCAUUUCCAUCACAUCACAGUCAACCACAGGCCUAUAUAGUGGACUGGUUCAAGUCAAUGAUUUCCAAUGGCAAGAUUUCGGACUUGGUUGAUCCGAAAUUGCCCAAAAAGCCUUCUUCCAUAGUUCUAAAGCGAAUUAUUUUGCUUGCUCUAUGGUGUGUAGAUCUUGAUAUGAAUCCAAAACUCAAAAUGGAAGAUGUUGUUCAAAUGCUUGAGUCCAACCAACUUCUUUUCUAUAAGGAACACCACAUUGCCAUGGAUUCUUUUGAGCAAAAUUUCACUCCAUAAAGCCACAAGAUUUGAGGAUACUUAUUCAAGUGAGAAAUAGAAGGCUAAGCAGCAGCAACCACUAGUAGAAAACGGCAUGAAAAUCACUGUAUUUUUUCAAUGUUUUCAAAUAAUUCUCAAUUUACUUCAGCUUAAGUCCAUGAUAAAGAUGUAUUUUGAGCUUAGAUCUUGAUUUGACUAAGAUGGGAAUAAUAUUUUCUUUCUAAUCU
Arachis ipaensis is the source of this 1787-nucleotide messenger RNA. RefSeq names its product putative serine/threonine-protein kinase At1g01540. Lineage: Eukaryota; Viridiplantae; Streptophyta; Magnoliopsida; Fabales; Fabaceae. Gene Ontology annotation, molecular function: protein kinase activity; ATP binding. Gene Ontology annotation, biological process: protein phosphorylation. The record is from RefSeq and is a predicted model, not a curated record.